GAACUCAGACUAAAGAAAACAAAAAAUGCUACGAAUUUAUCCUUAUAAAAUUAUAAUUUAUUUCAAAUGUGUUUGUGUAACAGAAAUUAAAUUGACCAAAUAUGGGACCCACAAAUAAAAUAAAUUUGAACCACUAAUUUAUUUUUUAAAAUAAAUUCUGAAUUUAUAAGUAUGAAUUUAUGGUAUUAUCGUGAAGAAAAACAUUGUGGAAUUCAUAUUCAUUCAAAACGUAAAUCAACAUGAAAGCAGUGGCCCUUUUGUUUGAGAUUGAGAGGAGGAGGGUCUUUAGAGUCGUAAUACAUGGAACCAUUUCAAUCUCUCUCUCUGCCGCUACCCAAUUCCAUUCUUCAAGUUUCAGCUUCUCCCCCCUCCCCCCUCAUAAUCAUUAUUCAUCUGAGAAUGAGACUUCAGUUUCGACCCACGAAGGAGGAAGAGAAGAAGAAGAAGAACCAAAGAGCUUGUGUUGGAGGAUUGAGAAGCUCCCAAGAACAGAGCCUGUUGGGUCUGCCUUCCAGAGCUGGAUGGGUGACGGAUUUCCCAUUCACAGAGGCCAUGUCUUUCACACCAUCAACCGCCUAAGGAAGCUCCAUUUCAACAAACGCGCUCUCGAGGUGAUGGAAUGGGUGAUCAGGGAGAGGCCCUACAGGCCAAAAGAACUAGACUACUCCUAUCUAUUAGAAUUCACAAGUAAGCUUCAUGGGGUAUCACAAGGGGAGAAACUUUUUUCUUGUAUCCCACCUGAAUUCCAAAAGGAGUUGCUGUACAACAAUCUUGUUAUUGCAUGCUUGGACAAAGGCAUGAUAAGGCUUUCACUUGCAUACAUGAAGAAAAUGAGGGAACUGGGUCAUCCGAUCUCUCACUUGAUUUUCAACCGCCUCAUUAUCCUCCAUUCUUCGCCGAGCCGGAGGAAGGCCAUCACAAGAAUCCUUAGACAAAUGAGGGCUGAUAAGGUGGAUCCGCAUGUUUCCACUUACAACAUUCUGAUGAAAAUUGAAGCUAAUCAACACAAUAUUGAAGGAUUGGUUAAGGUAUUUGUUGACAUGAAGAGAGCACAAGUUGAGCCAAAUGAGAUAUCCUUCUGCAUAUUAGCAACUGCACAUGCCGUUGCAAGACUGUACACUGUUUGCGAGGCCUAUGUUGAAGCAGUCGAGAAGUCAGCAACGGGAAAUAACUGGUCAACAUUAGAUGUCCUCCUUAUAUUGUAUGGAUAUUUGGGGAAGGAGAAAGAGAUAGAUCGAAUUUGGGGUGUUUUGCAAGAACUUCCUCAUGUCAGGUCUAAGAGUUUCUUGGUGGCUAUUGAAGCAUUUGGCAGGAUUGGGGGCCUAAGUCGUGCUGAACAGCUUUGGUUGGAAAUGAAAUCAAAGAAAGGGUUGAAAUCAACUGAGCAAUUCAAUUCAAUGAUAUCUGUUUAUUGCAGGCUCGGGUUUAUUACUAAAGCAACUAAGCUGUAUAAAGAAAUGGAGCAAAAUGGAUGCAAACCAAAUGCCAUAACAUAUCGACACCUUGCUCUUGGAUGCUUGAAAGCGGGGUUAAUGAAAGAAACUCUAAAAACACUAGAUUUGGGUAAUGAUUUUUCAGCAAGUACCAAGAUCAGGAAAUCAACCCCAUGGCUUGAGAUUACUCUUUCAAUAGUUGAAAUUUUUGCUGAGAAUGGUGACAUAGAGAAUGCUGAGAAGCUCUUUGAAGAAUUGAAGAAAGCAAAUUAUACUAGGUAUACUUUUGUGUACAAUACCUUGAUUAAGGCUUAUGUCAAGGCCAAGAUUUAUGAUCCAAAUCUUUUAAAAAGGAUGAUUCUGGGAGGGGCUAGGCCAGAUUCCGAGACCUAUAGCCUCUUGAAACUUGUUGAGCAGUUUCAAACCUAAUUGUGUGCUGUUUUGAUUGGUUAAGUUGAAUUUUUUUCAGUGUAUUGUAGUUAUUUUGUAUGUUGGAAAAUAAACAUGGAAGAGAUGGAGGAAACCACGAUCAUUCUGUAGGAGGAUAUGACAAGAAAGCUUGAGCAUGCCAAGAAAGCUCGGAUUGAGUUGCCAUCCACCCCUAAAAUCUUUUUGAAGUUAUAAAUUUUUUGCAUUCUCUUGGAACUUAAAGCAUAUCAUUCACAUCUGUGUAUAUUACCUAGUGUUACAAUUUUAUUUUAUUUUUUUGUGUAGCAAUUUUUUGCCAAGUACAGAUGGAAACGGAAUACACAUGUUCAAUUCUGUUUGCCUUUCUGUGACCUGUUUGACAGGCUCAAAAUUUAUGGCCGUGACUGCUACAUAAUGUGAUUUUCUGAUUUCUGGAGACA
Molecule: messenger RNA, 2281 nt
Organism: Camellia sinensis
Lineage: Eukaryota; Viridiplantae; Streptophyta; Magnoliopsida; Ericales; Theaceae
Product: Tetratricopeptide repeat (TPR)-like superfamily protein
Cellular component (GO): mitochondrion
Molecular function (GO): protein binding
Source: RefSeq, a predicted model, not a curated record